AUGGCAAGCGUUAUCUCCCCCGGAAGCUUGCAGCAUGCCGCAACCUGCAACGGGGAAUAUUACGGUCGUUCAUUAUUUCGAAAUGAUCGAAACUCGACUCGAACGGUCUCGUAUACUUGGGAUUCCACCCGAACGCCAGGAUCAUCCGCUGCCGAUCAUCCCGAUAAAAGACAACAAGAUGGCCAGGUCCUAGCCAAUUCAGUAUCAUCAAAUUCUUCGGCCGCAUUUCGCAAGCCUGCGAUCCGAUAUAAACAUGGGCAACGUACACAAGCGACAGAUAAAGAUACAACAGUUGUGAAGAAUGUGCAUUUCAAUGAAACUUUCGAGCAAAGCUGUUUCUUCCUGUCAGCAGAUGCUCCCCAGGCAUUGAUGCCAGGCAUAGCUUCGACAAGAAAUGGAGAGGACAGCAUAUCUUCUGAUAUGAACGAACGAAAAAAGCUUUGCCUGUUGCUCUCCCCGCAUGCGUCACUAUCAGUGUGGCGGCCUGUUCAGUUAGAGAGCCUGGAACUUUUGCCAACCGGAAAUCAGAUCAAAGGGACGGUGAAAGUGCUAAAUAUCGGAUGGGAGAAAGUUGUGGCUGCUCGUUUCUCCUUCGAUGGGUGGAAAACGGUUUCGGAGGUAGCCGCGGAACAUGGGCAGUCCCUGUACUUGGGGCAUUCAGUUGUUUCUGACAGGUUCGUUUUCUUGAUUAAUCAUGAAACCUUCCCUCUUGAAAUUGGAAACAUUAUUUGUGUCUGCAUUCGUUACAAUGUUCUCGGCCAGGAAUACUGGGACAAUAAUGGAGGCACCAAUUUCAAUGUCACCUUGUCCAUUUAG
Penicillium waksmanii is the source of this 816-nucleotide messenger RNA. RefSeq names its product CBM21 domain-containing protein. Bases 1 to 816 code for a protein of 271 amino acids. Gene Ontology annotation, molecular function: glycogen binding; protein phosphatase 1 binding. The record is from RefSeq and is a predicted model, not a curated record. Gene Ontology annotation, biological process: regulation of glycogen biosynthetic process. Lineage: Eukaryota; Fungi; Ascomycota; Eurotiomycetes; Eurotiales; Aspergillaceae. The transcript has a single exon. Gene Ontology annotation, cellular component: protein phosphatase type 1 complex.